ACACCUGUGUGUAAUUAAUUUGACGCUUGGCUAAUUAAUAAAUAGCUAGCUUGUUUUUUUUUUCUUCUUAAAAAUGAGGAAAGAAAUGGCGAAGCGGGUAAAAUAUAUAAUAUUCGUGUGCUUCUUCAAUGUUGUGCUGUUUGUGUUGGACGUUAGCUUGACUGAAAAUAGUUAUGUAGGAACUCGUGAAAGCAGUGGAAUUGAAAUAAAGUGCGGAGAAGUCGAAGUGUCAAUAACCGUAAAUAGAGUGUUUUUUGAGAAGAAACGUGUUCCGUUCAAACCUGAGCAUCUUUGGCUUGGAGCAAAUUCAACCCAGAAGAGGUGUGGAGCGAAGGGACCAGCGGCUGGCUCUGACAUGGUCAUCUCUGCGGGGCUGAAGGACUGUGGCACCGAGUCCCGUGUUCAUGGUGAUUGGCUUGUGUAUUACAACCAGCUGGUGCUGACACCUGCUGCGGUUCCCUCCUCUACAGACAGCUUGAUAGUAAGAAGGGCAACUACUGUCAUACCCAUUGAGUGCCACUAUAGGAGAAAGCAGACAGUGAGUGGAGCACCAUUAACCCCAACCUGGCAACCCAUGACAUCCACUAUUAGUGUCUUUGGCCUUUUACAUUUCUCCCUACGCACCAUGGCAGACGGCUGUACCUCUCUACGUAGUUCCUCAGUUUAUCAGCAGGGGGAAGCAGUGUUUUUGGAGGCGAGCGUAGAGGCCCCACUGCACCCUCCUCUCACUCUUUAUGUGGACUACUGUGUCGCUACGCUGAAGCCGGAUCCCCUCUCAUUGCCAAGCUACAAGUUCAUCACUAAGCAUGGAUGUCUUAUGGACAGUGUUUUACCGGGGUCUUCAUCUAAGUUCAUCCCUAAGCAAGAUACCAGACUAUGUUUCAGUUUCCAAGCCUUCCACUUCAACAAGGAGACUGUGGAACAGAUGUUCAUCAGCUGCCACAUCAGAGCCACUCUGAAGCAAAAGUCCCACAGCCACCGGGAUAAAGCUUGCUUCUUCCAUAGGCCCACAUUCAGCUGGCGUGCCACAGAGGGAGACGAUGCUCGGUGUGGAUGCUGUGACUCUGAUGACUGCAACACUGGCCACACAACUCAGCUAUAUACAGGAGAGAAGCACGAGGCGGACACAGCAGUUGGGCCACUUCUCACCCUGCCGCGCACCCAUUGGACAGGCCGUCUGUCACUCAAUCACUAAAGAGUCUUUAUCAACUUUACACUUAGGUGGGCACAGGGACUGUUGACACCAGAACCAGGGUAGUUGGGGGACAGGGACAAUAAAGAAUCCAUCAGAUGUUCUUUUCCUAAUGACGUCAUAAAAGUUUAAAUUUGGAUGCUCCUCCUUGGUUCUCCUGAUUUAUUUUAUACUUAUGAUCUGAACCCUGGAGGCCUGUUGCAGCAGACUGUACACAUCACACAAGUAAUCCGACACAACUAUCCUGACUACCAGCUGAACACUUCGGCAGAAGAGAUGAGCUGGCCAUAUUGAAAACUGAGUAUUGGACUUCACGAAUGAAAGGAGGAGAGCUAAAGAUGUGUUUAUCAUUUUGGACAGUGUCAUUUGAUACUACAUAAUUAUGUCAACUUUAGCAGUUCCAACUACAACAUCACACUUCCACGUUUUAUGCCAGCACAUUGAGCAAGUGCUGUUAUUGUUUUGCCUAAGGAUCCUCCUAAAUCAAAACUCUGUUAAGCAAACUUUGAGGAAGUUGUACAUGACCCGAGAUUAAACAAACAUAACAGACCAAUUUUAACACUGAUGGUUGAAAUGUUCUACAUCACACUAUAAGGAUUUGUUGAAGUUGCACCGUAGUCUGGAACCUAUAGUUCUUUAGUCGGCUCAAUAUUUAAAUGUUUUGAGCUGAUGAAUGAAAUCCUGUUUAGAAGAGUGUCUCUUCUGAGACGAACCAGAUAUUUUCAUUACGACUGAAGAAUGGGUCGUUUUUCAGUCAGCCUUGUUAAUUGAUAGCCACGAAAAACAAACCCAUGAGGAAUUUCCACAAAGAUGCCAAAGAACUAGAAUGGAACCCAAAAUAUCUUGUAGGCAACAAGCGCACUAGGAUAAACAGACAUUUGAGUAAGAAUGGGACAGCUCGGCAGCCAUACACUGCAUGCGCUUUUCAUCCCCUGCAACAGAGACACUAGUCUAGUCCACUGAUAGGAAAGGUGACAGACCAAAUGGGAAACCUGGAGGAUUUCAUGAGACACUGUCUUGCUUCUUGAUCUGUAUCCUGAUAA
Eleginops maclovinus (Patagonian blennie) is the source of this 2235-nucleotide messenger RNA. RefSeq names its product zona pellucida sperm-binding protein 3-like. The transcript is spliced from 8 exons. NCBI's taxonomy places the organism in Eukaryota, Metazoa, Chordata, Actinopteri, Perciformes, Eleginopidae. The coding region runs from base 74 to 1195 and encodes 373 amino acids. The record is from RefSeq and is a predicted model, not a curated record.